Molecule: messenger RNA, 399 nt
Organism: Benincasa hispida (wax gourd)
Lineage: Eukaryota; Viridiplantae; Streptophyta; Magnoliopsida; Cucurbitales; Cucurbitaceae
Source: RefSeq, a predicted model, not a curated record
AUGAAAAAUUGUGUCGGAGAUACCCCGGCCGCUAAAGGUGAUAAAUUUUAUUUAGGCCAAUGUCCCAAGACUAUACUCAAGACUAAGGAGAUGCAGAAGGUUUCCUAUUCAUCAGUUGUUGGAAGUCUAAUGUACGCCCAAGUAUGUACGCAUCCAGAUAUUACGUUCAUAGUUGGAGUAUUAGGCAGAUAUUUGAGCAACCCAGGGAUAGAUCAUUGGAAGGAAGUCAAACGGGUUAUGAGAUAUUUACAGAGAACAAAAAAUUAUAUGCUCGCUUAUCGGAGAUCAAAAGUUUUGGAGAUCAUUGGGCAUUCCGAUUUCGAUUAUGCUAGAUGCCAAGACACUUUGCAAUCCACUUCAGGCCAUAUCUUCAUGUUGACUGGAGGAGCUAUAUCCUAG